Molecule: messenger RNA, 1758 nt
Organism: Saccostrea cuccullata (small rock oyster)
Lineage: Eukaryota; Metazoa; Mollusca; Bivalvia; Ostreida; Ostreidae
Product: unconventional myosin-Id-like
Exons: 12
Biological process (GO): actin filament organization; vesicle transport along actin filament
Cellular component (GO): cytoplasm; vesicle; actin cytoskeleton
Molecular function (GO): ATP binding; microfilament motor activity; actin filament binding
Source: RefSeq, a predicted model, not a curated record
CCGUACGACUUACUUAAUAAUUUUCUUAUCUCCGUUAAUCAGUAUGAGUUUCUGAUUAUUUCUUAUUUGAAUUAAUAAUAUGUGAAAUCACAAGAAAUCUGUGUAGAAAUGGCUGGGAGUAUUCACGAAGGCCCCGAGUUUGGGGUCGGGGACUUUGUUUUGCUGCAUGAUUUAACGCUUGAUGCGUUUAUGGAAAAUUUAAAACUGCGAUACAGUAAAAAUAAAAUCUACACAUACAUAGGAGAGGUGGUGGUUUCGGUGAACCCAUAUAAGACUGUGGACAUAUACAACCCCAAUUAUGUCGACGAAUACAAAGGGAGGGAAAUUUACGAGAGGCCGCCCCACAUUUUUGCCUUGGCAGACUCUGCGUACAAAACCAUGAAGAGACAGAGCAGAGACACAUGUAUAGUCAUAUCAGGUGAAUCUGGCGCAGGCAAGACGGAAGCCUCUAAAAUCAUUAUGAGGUACAUCGCUGCCGUAACCAACGUGGGGGGACAGAAGGAAGUGGAAAGUCGAAGUGAGAUAGAGAGAGUUAAAGACGUCUUAGUCAAGUCCAAUGUCAUCUUGGAGGCUUUUGGGAAUGCCAAGACAAACAGGAACGAUAACUCCAGUCGCUUUGGGAAGUACAUGGACAUCAACUUUGACUUCAAAGGGGAUCCCAUAGGGGGGCAUAUCAAUAACUACUUAUUAGAAAAAUCUCGUGUAGUACAUCAGCAGGCGGGAGAGAGAAAUUUCCACUCGUUUUACCAGCUACUGUACGGAGCCAAGGACGAGAAAUUAAAGGAGUACAAGUUAGCACGGGAACCUCAAAAAUACUUCUAUGUCAACCAGGGAGGGGAUCCAAAGUGUGCAACGGUGCAUGACAGGGAUGAUUAUAGGUCAGUAAUGAACGCCCUGAAGGUCAUGGGGUUCUCUUACGCUCAUGCUGAGGCACUGUGGAAAGUUGUGGCUGCCAUUCUCCAUCUGGGAAAUCUAGAUUAUGUCUCGGUGGACGACCAUGAUCAUGCAGGUGUGUCUGAUGAAACGUUGCUAGGCAACAUUGCUGGGUUGUUAUCGGUAACCACUGAAAAUCUUAGGAAAGCCCUCUGUUUCCGGGUCAUCGCAGCUGGAGGUCAAGUGGUCGAAAAACAGCUGUCCACGUCUGAUGCCGUUUAUGCCAGGGAUGCUUUUGCCAAGGCUAUGUAUGACAGAAUGUUUACGUGGAUCGUCAGUAAAAUUAAUGAGGCUAUCGAUCCUAAGGCCAGUGGGAUUUCUUAUGUGGGGAAAAACACAGUCAUAGGAGUGCUGGACAUCUACGGAUUUGAAAUUUUUGACAACAACAGUUUUGAACAGCUGUGUAUCAACUACUGCAACGAGAAGCUGCAGCAGUUAUUUAUAGAACUGGUUCUAAAACAGGAGCAGGAGGAGUACCAGAGGGAGGGAAUAGAAUGGCAGCACAUCGAGUACUUCAACAACAAGAUCAUCGUGGACCUGAUAGAGGCCCCACAUAAAGGGAUACUGGCCAUACUCGACGAAGCGUGCCUCAGCGUAGGAAAGGUCACGGACGAGAUGUUUUUAACAGCCAUGGCUCAGAAACUGGGGAAGCAUGACCACUUUACCUGUAGAUCUCUUAAUCCUGCAGACAAGACACUGGAACAUUCCCGCGACUUCCGAAUAAAACAUUACGCGGGUCAGGUGACAUACCAGGUGCCAGGAUUCAUUGAUAAAAACAGAGACAGUCUAUUCCAGGAUUUCAAAAGACUUCUUUAUAACAGGCAA